This is a messenger RNA of Ichthyophthirius multifiliis, 1344 nucleotides long. RefSeq lists its product as hypothetical. NCBI's taxonomy places the organism in Eukaryota, Ciliophora, Oligohymenophorea, Hymenostomatida. The record is from RefSeq and is a predicted model, not a curated record. The transcript is spliced from 3 exons.
AUGUUUGAAGACUAGUUAUAAAGUGCUUUAAUUAAACUUUAACUGGGAAAUUUUUCAGACUCUAAAUAAAUUAUAGAUGAGUUAGAAAAUUUAUUGUUUGAUAAUAAUCUAAAUUAUGCUCAAAUAUCCUUGUGUAAUGCCAAAAUUUUUAAUAGUACUGAAAGUAUAUUUCUAUUUCUUGAGUAAUAUGCUUAAAUAAAAGAUAACUUAUUAGCUAAUGUUCGAAAAGGUCUAUACCAACUAUUAGCUUAAUAUAUUAAAAAAAGAAGAACUCGUAUAUAAGAAUACAUCCAAUUAAUAUUUAAAAAUUGCAUUUAAUUAUUUAAGAAAGAAGAAUCAGCAGCAGCAAAAGAAGGAUCAUUAUUACCAAUAAUAAAAUUAUUAAAGUACAUAGACUAAAAAGAUUAUAUCCGCGAUAUAAUAAUACCAUAAAACACAUUAAAAAUUCUUCUUGAAGAAAUAAAAUUUUGUAAACCCAGCUAAAAGGUAAAAGGUGCAAUAUGGCACCUUACAGGCUUAAUAUUCGAAUAAUUUAAAACAGAGAUUAAAAUAGAUACGAAAAUUGAAAUAUAAACUAUAUGUUUAAUAGAGCUUUCACAUUAAAUAAAAGAGUCUUCGAAACCUGAAAUAGGAGCGGUUAUUGGUAUGUUAAAAUCUUUAAGACACAGUUUAGUAGAAUGUCAUUUAUCUCGAGAAGAUUUAGGUAAAUUGUACUAAUUAAUUAAAGUGUGUAUCGUCCCUAUUGUAGAUGUAAAAAAUUACGGAAUAAUUAAAAGUUCACUUAAAGUUCUUUAAAAGCAUACUUAAUUAAUAAAAAAAUAUCUUUUGGAAGAGCCUGUACAUAUGUUUGAAUAACUAGUAAAACUUAUAUAACAUACUAACAAAGGAGUUAGAUUUUCUGCUUCUGAUGCUUUGGACAGUGUUAUGAUACUACUUUCUGACGCUUUAGAUAAUUAAUUUUAAGGACAUUAAUAAGCUUUUAACUAUAUUAUUUAAAAAAUAUAUAGUAUUAUUACUGGAGAAUAAUAAUAAUAAGGAGACUAAGUUGCUUUUUCUAUGAUUAUUGUUGUAAGAAUUGUCGGAGUUUUCGCUAAGGCGAUAAGUAAACAUAUGGGAUAAUAAUAGUUGGGAAUUUUCUUUAAUUAAAUGAUAACUAUCUCAGAAAAAAAAGUACUUAAAUAUUUAAAAUAGGAAGAAGAAUCUUUAUUAGAAAAAGAAUAAGGAGACGAAGACGAAGAAAAAAAAAUUAUGGAGAAACUUUCAGAAGUAUUUUGUAUAGAUAGAAAUAAUUAAUAUCUUUUAUUAACUCAUUUGCAAAUUUAGUUAAAUAAAUUAAAGUUAUGA